UGAGCCAUUCGUUGGUGGAGGCAAAAUCCACGUGAGCGAGCUCAAGAGUUUAAAGUUGCUUCGUACUAGUCCACUCAGUCCAGAAAGACGACGAGGACGACAACGAUGAUGAUCGGUAGGACCGUUGCGAGGAGGGCAGCGCCUUUGGGAGCGACGACAGCUCGAGGACAGAGACAUUACUCCUUCUACCCUCCACCAGAGCCGUUCUCGUCCCAGUCAACCAGGGCGAGCGAGCCUCCAACGCCUCCACCACCACCACCACCCUCAUCGCUCUCGACUUUUGGCGCAUCUCCCCAGCUCCUCUCCAAAUUCCUCGCAAGAAAUCCAACAGGACUGACGCUCCGGUCUCUUCUCUCUUUGGGUGGUGAGCCAGGCUCGCCACCUCCGACCGAGAAGCUGCUGCGCUCGGCGAGGUUCACGGCGCAUGAGUUGCCCAUCCGGCUGGCGCGACGCGUGGAUCAGUAUCGGUCGCUGCCCUUCAUCGUCGGAUCGAACCCGUACAUUGCCAAGAUUGCCAGGCUGUAUGCGUCUAGCUUCGACAGUCUCGCAAGUCUGGGCGAGAUCACGUCAACCGCGGAAAACGAAGAGUUUACAAGAAAGUUGGAAGAGAUGGUAGCCCUUCACUCGGAGAAUGUCCCCACCCUCUCUAGAGGGUUCAUCGAAUGCCAGAAGUACAUGCCUUCAGCGGCGAUCACACACUUCCUUGAUGGUGCCAUUCACUCGCGAAUUGGCAUCCGGCUCAUCGCCGAGCAGCACCUCGCACUCACCCACGCUCACGCAACUGGUUCUUCAACAAAUGCACACUCUGUCGGCAUCAUUGACACACAAGUCAAUGCAGCCGACCUCAUCGAUGCUUGUGCAGCCUUUGUUGGAGACCUGUGCGAGAGCACACUUGGCAUCAAACCGGCCAUGGUCCUUGAGGGCGAUCGCAGUGCGACGUUCGUUGGCGUCUCCAGCCACCUGAGCUACUGCAUGACGGAGCUGCUCAAGAACAGCUACCGGGCCACCGUCGAAAGACAUUUGCGCCUCUAUGGCUCCUCGUCUGACCGGCCGCUUCCGCCCAUUACCAUCUCCCUCGCCCUCUCCCCGACGCAUCUUUCGAUUCGGAUUCGCGACCAGGGCGGAGGAAUCCACCCUCGCAAUUUGCCCCACAUCUUCAACUACACCUUCACCACUGCCGGGUCUUCUGGCGAGGACGGCGAGGCCGGUGGGAUGAAGGAGGACGAUGAUGAGGGAGGACCGUAUGCGAUGCAACAGGUCGGCGGCGUCGUAGGUCCCGGUGGGCAGGAGGGUUUGGGAGCGUUGAGCUCGGGCGGAGACGUCGGUCUAUCGAGCGGCAUGGGCACGCUCGCCGGUUUAGGCUACGGCCUUCCUAUGAGCAGAAUUUACGCAGAGCACGGACGAGGAAGCUUGGACAUCGUCAGUCUCUAUGGUCAUGGCUGUGACACAUUCAUCAAAGUGCGCGCGAACCCCCUGGAUCAACAGUGACUUCUCUUCAUACUCUUCUCUUUUUCAUGAGUACUGUACACAUCAUCCCAUCACAUCUUUGUAAAACAUCCAACACUCCUUCUCGGCGUCAAGAGACAGCAAAAGUAGCACGCACGGCAUGCCGCAAUACGAUGAGAGAACAAG
This is a messenger RNA of Acaromyces ingoldii, 1632 nucleotides long. RefSeq names its product alpha-ketoacid dehydrogenase kinase. Gene Ontology annotation, biological process: regulation of glucose metabolic process; protein phosphorylation. The coding region runs from base 106 to 1488 and encodes 460 amino acids. Gene Ontology annotation, molecular function: pyruvate dehydrogenase (acetyl-transferring) kinase activity. The transcript is spliced from 4 exons. Lineage: Eukaryota; Fungi; Basidiomycota; Exobasidiomycetes; Exobasidiales; Cryptobasidiaceae. Gene Ontology annotation, cellular component: mitochondrion. The record is from RefSeq and is a predicted model, not a curated record.